Cyclopterus lumpus (lumpfish) is the source of this 2858-nucleotide messenger RNA. It is a transcript of the gene sypl1, whose product is annotated as synaptophysin-like 1. Gene Ontology annotation, cellular component: synaptic vesicle membrane; synaptic vesicle. The transcript is spliced from 5 exons. Lineage: Eukaryota; Metazoa; Chordata; Actinopteri; Perciformes; Cyclopteridae. The coding region runs from base 125 to 952 and encodes 275 amino acids. The record is from RefSeq and is a predicted model, not a curated record.
UAUUCCACAUUUAAAAAAAAAAGUAUUUUACUUUGCAGAAGAGUUGUUUAGCCUCAACACUCAUACCUCCCUCGAUGUUAUCUUCCGUGUAGUAGUAAACAGGAAGGAGGGUUUGGAGUAACGCAUGCCACAAGGCAUUCACUCAAAAUGUGGAAGAAUGAUGAUCAAGAUGUCAGGUUCCUCUGCCAAAAGAGGGACAAACUCGUGUCUUGGGCUUCUGAAGGAAACCCACUGUCAUCAUGGUGACGCUCCAGUGUUUUUUUGUUUUUUUUGUUUGGACAGACCCGGACUCAACGACCUUUUACUCACGGCCAUAUUUGCUUUUGGAAGCUGUGGCGGAUACUCGGGGAAGAACAUUGUAUCUCUCUUCUGCGACGAUGGCAGGGACGAGACUCUCGAUGCCAACUUUCACUACCCGUUCAGGUUGAGCCAGGUCCCGCUCAUCGAGGGGAACGCCACUGUUUGUAACCGCUCUGUCCCGACGACAUACAUGGUGGGAGACGCUGCCUCCUCAGCGGAGUUCUUUGUGGGCAUCGCCGUCGUCUGCUUUCUGUACAGCAUGGUCGCUCUGCUGGUGUAUUUAGGAUACAUGCACGUCUACAAGGACUCCGACUUUGGACCCAUUUUCGACUUCGUGAUCACAGCGGUCCUGGUCUUCCUGUGGCUGGUGUGUUCGUCCGCCUGGGCGAAGGGCCUGCAGAACGUGAAGGACGCCACGGACACGGGAGGCAUCGGUGCCACGCUGGCACUGUGCCAGGGGAGCAACAUCACCUGCGAGGUCACAGAGUUCGCCAGCAUGAGGACCCUCAACAUCUCUGUGGUGUUUGGCUUCCUCAACAUGUUUGUGUGGGCGGGCAACGCCUGGUUUGUGUAUAAGGAGACCCGUUGGCACUCCCAGAAACUCUCCUCUCAGCUCGCCCCUGGAAGGCAACAGGUUCCUGCACCCAUCUAACCCACAAUAUAGAGCAACACAACCCACAGUUACACACACACACACACACACACAUACCACACAUAGAGCGGUCACAAACAGACACACGAUUUGAGCACACGCACACUGUAUGCGUGCACAUGUAUGACCACAUGUGCAGACGGCAUCACACGCACACAGACGCACAAACAAAGCUUUGAGAAGGUGACGAAGGGAGACUAAAUGAAGGAUAUUUUUGAUGGAUUGGAAAACUGAUGGAUUUGUAUUGUAUUGUAUCUUUUCAACACUCGAGCAGCUGUCAAGGUACACAGAGCCACAUUUGCGUUUUUAUAACCCAACAUGUCGUAUCAUUUCUUGCACAUUCAUGUUUUACUUGAACUGAGAACAGUUCGAAAACCAAUGUCCAUUUCCCGAAGGAUUUCCUCUGCAGCAGUAGGAGGCUGGGGAGGAAAAACCGGUUUGCCUUUGUAACUUUUUGAACAUUUCUUACCCCAUUUCAUAUACUAUUGCAACACCAAUGCAAUAGUACAAUUAAACAUGUUUAUGUCGAGAUGGUUUCUUAUGCUUUAGUAAGCAAGAUACAUGCACAGACAAGGACCAAAUUUCAUAGGAAGAUAACGGCUGGACAACGACUGAAUUUAAUUAUGCUUCAUCGUGCACUGAUGAGUGUUAAGUUACAAGAUUUAAUUUGUUUAACAUCUGCUGCAAUACGGAUAAUGUGAUCAAGGUUUUCAGGGUAACAGAGAACAAGAGACAGUUGUCUGGUGCAAUAUCAAGCAUAAUACUAUUACAACAUCAGAAAAUGACAUUCAUUGUAUCUGGAAAAUGACCCCCUCAAAUAUUCAUUCAUUCUUUCAUCCAUAGGCUCUCUCACAGUCGGCUCAUUUGCCCUCCAGUGGUGGCGAGCAGGUAUUACAUUUCUGGACAAAGCUAAAUUUAGGAUAACACAUUUACAAAUUAAAGUACUUUUUUCAGGAAGCACACGUUAAAGUCAUUAUCCGUCACGGAUUUUCUUCAUUAAGGGAAGUCAAUGCGGACGAGGAGACCGGUUAGAUAUAUAAUCAACCCUACGCCCACCAACCCAAAUAGCAGGAGAGUAGUUCACAUAUGGGGCUCUUAUCGCCACAUGCACAGUGCAAUCGUAUGGCACUUCCUGUGGUGUUAUGGUGUACCAUGAGAGUGUAAAUCCAUAAAGAAAAGUUGAUUGGAAGUUGGCUACUUAAUUAGUUCAGUAAAAUGUUGCAGCAUGAGUCAGCCAAAGUGUGUAAUCCUUAAACUCCUCUGUGUCCAAAGACUUUGAUUUGAAAAGUCUCAACUCCGGUACCAGAUGAAGGUUAAAUCUUUCCUUUCAUAGUGUCAAAAAAGAUCAAUUGUUAUCACUUUUACUUUUUCAUUUUCACUUUCUAUGCAAACAGGAACAGCUCUGCCAAAGUUAUCGUUUUUUUUACUCCUGUUAAACUUAUUCCAUAUCUCCAUAUGACGUUAAAUCUGUUGUUGUCAAAACAGUUUUGUUGAUUGUCUAGUUUUUUAUAAAUCAUUAUUGAGACACCUGGUGUUGUGUUUUAUGAACUUUAAUGCCACUUUUAUGUCUUUUUUCUUCUUUCAUUUUCACUAUACGUAGAUGAUUAUUUCAAGGAAUUUCUGAUUUUUCUUUUAUAUCUCGUGCCUUUUGAUGUCAUAAAAAUGUAAGUGGGAUGAUGAUAAAUUCAUAUAACUCUGCUGCGAGACAAAGUGUGUGUGGUGUACUGGUUAUGCUUCUGCACGCUUGUAAUCAUCAUCGAACUCUAGCUUUGUCAAUGAUUCCUACGCAUUUAACCUGCCAAGCUGUCUUCUUCAAGAGAGACACACAUUCACUCUGUGACAUGCACAAUUUCAAUGUACCUUUUGUUCUUUUUUUUCAAUAAAAAUGAAUGAUUUUUUUUCUUCA